AACAACAGAGACAACUACUACAACAGAUACUACAACUAUUACAGUGACGACUUCGACGUCAACCACAACAGACACUACAACUACUACAACAGAGACUACAACUACAACAGACACUACAACUACUACAACAGAGACUACAACUACUACAGUGACGACUUCGACGUCAACCACAACAGACACUGCAACUACUACAACAGAGACUACAACUACAACAGAGACUACAACUACUACAGUGACGACUUCGACGUCAACCCCAACAUCAACAACAAGUACCACUACGACGACGACUACUCCACCACCAUGUGGUGCUAGCGUGUGUUGUAAUGCAAUUUGUCCUGCGUGUACUCGUGGUGGUGUCACCUAUUUUUGUCGAGCAUAUAACGGUGGUGCUAGUGGGUAUAAUAUCUAUACAAGUUUAGCUUCGUGUAAUGCUAAUGGUGCAAGCUCUUAUUACUGUAAUUAUAGUCCCAGUUGUGGUUCUGGAAGUGGCUCUCCUGGCUUUGGUUCUGGCUCUGGAUGUUAA
Molecule: messenger RNA, 523 nt
Organism: Adineta ricciae
Lineage: Eukaryota; Metazoa; Rotifera; Eurotatoria; Adinetida; Adinetidae
Source: the annotation of a GenBank genome assembly